Molecule: messenger RNA, 281 nt
Organism: Orcinus orca (killer whale)
Lineage: Eukaryota; Metazoa; Chordata; Mammalia; Artiodactyla; Delphinidae
Product: guanine nucleotide-binding protein G(I)/G(S)/G(O) subunit gamma-5
Exons: 1
Coding region: 12-218 (68 amino acids)
Biological process (GO): G protein-coupled receptor signaling pathway
Cellular component (GO): heterotrimeric G-protein complex
Molecular function (GO): G-protein beta-subunit binding
Source: RefSeq, a predicted model, not a curated record
UCGCGUACGCCAUGUCUGGUUCCUCCAGCGUCGCCGCUAUGAAGAAAGUGGUUCAACAACUCCGGCUGGAGGCUGGGCUCAACCGCGUGAAGGUUUCCCAGGCAGCUGCAGAUCUGAAACAAUUCUGUCUGCAGAAUGCUCAACAUGACCCCCUGCUGACUGGAGUAUCUUCAAGUACAAAUCCCUUCAGACCUCAGAAAGUCUGUUCCUUUUUGUAGUAACAUGAAUCUUUGCAAGGUUUUUAAACCACUUUUCAUAAACCGGUGAAUAUUCAAAGGAAA